This is a messenger RNA of Prosopis cineraria, 2658 nucleotides long. RefSeq names its product protein ecdysoneless homolog. The transcript is spliced from 5 exons. NCBI's taxonomy places the organism in Eukaryota, Viridiplantae, Streptophyta, Magnoliopsida, Fabales, Fabaceae. The record is from RefSeq and is a predicted model, not a curated record. Gene Ontology annotation, cellular component: nucleus. The coding region runs from base 167 to 2116 and encodes 649 amino acids.
GUCGUUCUGCUGGAGAGACACCUUUGCCAUUGUUGCAUCCUGUCUCUCCAGUCCACCAUAGCGCGCAUGCUUUCCUGAAACGACCGACCACAACAUCAUCAACGAAUAGCGAAAAUUCAGGAAAGAAGUAGAAGCAGUGGUCAUCACAACGGCGAGAGUCGAGACCAUGGCGGCGGCAGCUGAUGAGUCGUCGUCGUUUACUUCGUCCUCUAUCUUCUCCCAGAAAAGCUCCAGGCUUCCUGACGACACCGUCUUCUAUGCCAUUUUUCCCGACUUAAUACUCAACCCCACUACCCCCAAUGAUCAGUCCUCCCUCCAAUCCCUUCACCUUCAAAUCAUUCAAUCUCUCUCCCCCUUCACCACUGACUACAUCUGGCAGCACGAGCCCUUCACUCUUUCCCUCUCUUCUACUCCCAAAUCCUCUUGUUUCUGCUCCUCCGACCUCCCUCAUCUCCAUGGCAAGGUUCGCUUCGGUGACAACCUCGAGGACGAGUGGUUCACCGUCUUCCUUCUAUUCCAAAUCUCUCUUCACUUCCCCUCUCUCUCCAUCAGAGUUUGGGACACUGAUGGCGAGUUCUUGCUCAUUGAGGCAGCUUUUCAUCUCCCUCGCUGGGUUAACCCCGAUAAUAGCCUCAAUCGUGUCUUCAUUCGCCAAGGUGACCUUCAUAUUGUUCCGCGUAAUCGGCUUCCGAGCCCCAGUUUGGCUGAUUCAUUGAAAUUUUUGGUCCGCUGUGGAGCCGAAUCGAGAUCGUCGGAGUCGGUUCAGAAGGCGGUUAAAAAAAAGAUUUCGGAUUACCCGGAUAGAGCGAGGAAGAAUAUGCAUAGGGUCAGGGUCAGGGUUCCCGUUUCAGUUGCGCAGGUUUUGAAGCAGGAGCCUUGCAUGAUUUCGCUUGCUGUGGAGGGGUUUUAUGACAGGGAUAUUGAUACCAUGAAGUUUGCGGCGACCAUGGAGAAAUUCUUGGGUAGAGGGAAAGAUGAAGAAAUGGUCUGUGUUUCUGUGAAGAUGUCUAGGGCCAUGUAUGCACAAUUAGUGCAGCAAACGUUUCAAGCGCCAAAAUGUUUUCCAAUGCCGAGUAGGAGCGACUUGUCGGUGUACAUGGAAGCAGAGUUGGGUAUGAAAAUAGCUUGUGGGUUCGAGAUGAUGUAUCAGCAGCGGAAGCGUGAUGGAGUGGAAGGGAAAGGGAGCACGUGGGAGGCGUUUAAGCAGACUCUGGAGAGGAGUGGUUAUUUCCAAGGGCUGCUUCCAGGUUCCAAAGAGUAUCAGAGGUUAAUGCAAAAUGCCGAGGAGUAUUAUAGAAACAAUUCCUUGUACUCUAGAGUCAGUGACUUGAUGAGUGCUCCUGUUAGACGGAUAGAUGAAAUUCUUGCUUUACCACAUUCAGUGGAUGAUUUUAAGAAUCAGAAGGUCCCUCCAUCUGAUGAUGAUUCAUGGCUUUAUAAUGGAGAAGAAGAGUUGACCUCUGCUCUUCUUGAAAGACAAAAGGAGAUGGAACUUUAUGACCUUAAACAGAAGAAAGGGAAAGGGAAAGAGAAGCAAGAUCUAUCAUCUGUUUCUAAUGCUAGAGAGUUUGAUCCUGGUGAUAUGGCAAAAACUAUGCAAGCUUUUGUCCACAAAGUGUCAAGUUACAAGGGAGCUGAAGCUCCUGAAAGCAUGAAUAAGGAAGUGAACCUUGAUGUGGACCAAUUCAUUAAGGACAUGGAAUCAAUAAUGAAGCACCAAGGAGUUAAAGAAGACGACAGUGAUGUUGAAGAAGGCUCCUCAUCUGAACUGGACUUGGAUGAUUCUGAUGAGGGUGACAUGGUUGAACCUGACAACGAAGAUGGUGGGGAUACUUUCGUGCAGUCCUAUUCUGAUGCUAUGAAUGAAGAACUGAAGGCAACUACCCUUGGAAGAAGUUUUGUCCGUGCUAAUGAACAACUUCCCAAGAAAGAUGAGGGAACGUCAAAUACCAGGGAAAAUAUGGAUGAAGAUUUUUCUCCCGUAGAUGUAGAUCUGAAUUUGGUAAAAAGCUUCCUGGAUUCCUUUUCUUCCCAGCAAGGGCUUCCAGGUCCCGCAUCCAAUUUGCUUGGGCUCAUGGGGGUUCAGUUCCCACAAGAUGCCGACAAGGGAAAGUGAAAUUACUUGAAUAACUUGGUCCAAUUUUUCCAUGUUUUUGGAGGUACUGCAAUAAUACAAUCUAGAUGACGUGUUUCAUCACCUUUUUUCUCAAGCUCUUGGCAUGUAGACAGAGAUCUGCUUGAUCGAGUCUAGAGAGAAAAUAUCAGCCAUGAUCUAGAAUGAUAUUGGUUUAAAUUCCGUGAGUAACGACGCAUGUUAUGACACAGUUGCUUUUGGAAAAAGCAAGGCAGUCAGACAGCCAUCUGCUGGAAGGUGAUCCGACCUGUUUAUGACCACAAAAUUUGUCGCCCGUUUAGAAUCAGCCUUCAUGAGAGAUUCAAGUGCUGAUGCGGUAUAGCUGGUGUGUUCUAUUGUUGUUUAAUUGGUUGGUUGCUAUGAAAUUCGUAUUCUUCGUAGUCAUUCAUUCGCCUGCAGUUGAUCAUUCUUGUCAGAUAAAUUUUGAUGUCAGCAAGACAAUAUAGAAGCUUAUUAUAUUAGAGUUCCUUUUUAUUGUAAAAUGUUCAUAUAUUUCAUAAUUUUAUGUUGGACGCCUUACACCA